AUGGGAAAAUCAUGUAGGAGGACCCAUACCGAAAUGCGAGGACUCUCAAGCUCGUGGUGUCUGCAUGCCUUGGUGGUGGUCUCGAUGGUUAAAUUGAGCACCCAGGCGCUGACCCAUUAUCUGAACACCACUGAGGAUAUUUGCCGAGAUUUCGCGGAUGGAGUGAAACUGCGAAAGCCCGGCAGCUGCACAGAAUGGAUAGAGUGCAAAGACUUUGCCACCGUCGAGGGUGGAGCCUGUACCACCGCGGCCAAGCCAUACUUCAAUCUGGGACAAAAGGCUUGCUACAAAAGCGUUGACACCACCUACUGCAGCACCCCGUGUACCGCAUCCACGAGCGGUUAUGUUGGAAAUACCCUAAAUUGUGCCAAUUGGUAUUAUUGUGAUGGCAAGACCCAGAUGGGUCAGGGAAAAUGUACCACUGGCCAGUACUUCGAUCAAACAAAAAAGGAGUGCGUCUGGGCCAAGGACACCGUCUGCGAAGCCAAGUUCGAUAUGUGCGACAUUGUGCCACCGGGCGUGCCUUUCCGCGACCCCGCCAACUGCAACAUGUACUACACCUGCGCCAAGACUACCUUCAAGCUAACGGAAAACGUUUGUGCCACCGGUCUUUACUACAGCGCUGAGCAGGGGAAAUGCAUCGAUAAGAAGCUGGUCGUCUGCGACAACCAUCCGCUGCCGGAGGACGUGUGCGGCACCAAGAAGCUGGCCGUGCGCAACAAGUUCGUCGCGGACGGUGCCACCUGUCGGGGCUACUACUACUGCCGGGAUCUCGGUUCCGGAAUUCCCGAUCCGGAUCCCAUCUACCAACAGUGUGACACGGACAACUUCUUUAACCAGGAGCGACAGGCCUGCAUGCCACGCGAAAGCCAAAAGUGUGCUCACGAUCGGUGCGAUGGCCGGCAGGAUGGCUACGAAGUGGCGGAGGAUGCAGGAUGCAAGCAUUACUACAGGUGCGAGAAUGGCCGCGAGACAGAUCCUAUGGUCUGCCCCGAUAAUCAGUACUUCGAUGUAAAAGCUCAGGCGUGCACGGACGCUGAGAAAUCGUACGAUGCCUGUGCUUGA
Molecule: messenger RNA, 1065 nt
Organism: Drosophila kikkawai
Lineage: Eukaryota; Metazoa; Arthropoda; Insecta; Diptera; Drosophilidae
Product: peritrophin-44
Cellular component (GO): extracellular region
Molecular function (GO): chitin binding
Source: RefSeq, a predicted model, not a curated record